Coniophora puteana RWD-64-598 SS2 is the source of this 1627-nucleotide messenger RNA. RefSeq names its product Oxysterol-binding protein. Gene Ontology annotation, molecular function: sterol binding. The transcript is spliced from 9 exons. The record is from RefSeq and is a predicted model, not a curated record. Gene Ontology annotation, cellular component: cortical endoplasmic reticulum; cytosol; membrane. NCBI's taxonomy places the organism in Eukaryota, Fungi, Basidiomycota, Agaricomycetes, Boletales, Coniophoraceae. The coding region runs from base 185 to 1405 and encodes 406 amino acids.
AUCCCGCUCAUCUCCUCUAGCUCUGACACAGAAACAACGCGUUCGUCCAAGAUUAUUGCAGCAGACAUCGCAGAUCACCGCAUCUCCUGAAACACGCGGAUCUGUGACACGAGCACCGACACAGCAUCAGUCCACCACCCAUCUCUGCUUAUUCCAGCCACCACUAUAGCAAUAUUAACCAACGAUGAUGGGCCUCUUCUCCAACGCAGGCUCACACAUCCGCAAAGCACGCCUCAGCACAUCCAACAACGUGGACGACAGAGCCCCAGAGGACACUGAGCCAGAUGACACAUCCAUCCUCGACGAGCAAGAAGGCUCCAUCAUCACCUCCCUCAUCUCCCAGCUCAGGGUGGGCAUGGACCUCUCCAAAGUGACCUUCCCGACAUUCGUCCUCGAGCCCCGCAGCAUGCUCGAGCGCAUCACGGACUUUAUGUCCCACCCAGAUCUUAUCUUCGGAUCGGAGAACGAGCGCGAUGCCGAAGAGCGCUUCAUACGCGUGCUCCAGUACUAUCUCGCCGGAUGGCAUAUCAAGCCCAAGGGCGUCAAGAAACCAUACAACCCCGUCCUCGGCGAGUUCUUCCGCUGUCGAUACGACUACUCGAACGGCACACAGGGCUUCUACGUCGCCGAGCAAGUCUCGCACCACCCGCCCGUGUCCGCCUUCUUCUACAUCUCCCCUGCGAACCGCGUCAUGAUCAUCGGCGAGCUGCGCCCCAAGUCCAAGUUCCUCGGCAACAGCGUGAGCACGACGAUGGAGGGCGAGAACCGCAUCACGCUCCUCGACGUCCCCGAAGACGGCCAAUACGUCGUCACAAUGCCAAACAUGUACGCCCGCGGCAUCCUCUUCGGCAAAAUGGUCCUCGAGCUCGGCGACACCUGCCAGGCGCGCAACGAGCGCCUCGGCAUGACCGCCGACAUCGAGUUCAAGACCAAGGGCUUCUUCUCCGGCACGUACAACGCCCUCGCGGGCCGCGUGCGCCGCGCCAGCCACGACAUCGGCGAGGUGUCCGGGCGGUGGAACCACGUGAUGGAGUUCAAGAGCGCAAGGACGGGCCAGCGCCGCGUGCUGUUUGAUGUGCCCAAGGACGGGGCGAAUGUCGCGCCGAUGGUGGUGCAGCCGGAGGAGGAGCAGGAGCCGUAUGAGUCGCGGAGACUCUGGCAAGACCUGACAGAGGCAAUCGAGCGCAAAGACAUGGACGCAGCGACAGAGGCCAAGUCCGCCGUCGAGGACGCGCAGCGCGAGCUCCGCCGCAAGCGCGAGGAGUCGGGCGAGCAGCAAUACGUGCCCCGCUUCUUCGAGCAGCGCGCCGGGCGCUGGGAGCCCAAGCUCCGAAUCCCAACCGACUCAUCCGACGCGUCCAUCGAGUCCGUGCGCACCUGGAUAUGGCCGCCCCCGCCAACUUGAUAGACGUACUCAGACCACUCAUCGCGCAUCCCUCCCGUCUCCCCUCCCCACAUCCCACGGGACCGGGACCGAGCCUGGGCCUUAGACCCCUCCCCACCCCCCGCUCCAUCGCCAAGACAAGACAGCGCUCCGAUCUACACACACAGAGCUCUUCGACCAUGUAUAUUAAUACACCCCAGAUAUUCGACAUAUCUAGCCUCUUGCUUAAAUUUACCAAUAUAC